AUGGACUACCCGUCCUUCAUACGGGGUCCUCCGCCCUUUGGCCGCUCGAUGGGCCGGUUCGACGAAUACUACCGCUGCUACCCAGUGGUCAUGAUGAGCGGGCCUGAUCGGAAGAAUGUCAACUAUGGUGGAAAGGUGUUCAUGCCUCCUUCGGCACUGGACAAGCUGACAAGGCUCCACAUUACAUAUCCCAUGGUGUUCGAGCUGAUAAACGGGAAUAAAGAAAAGAGUACCCAUGCUGGUGUUCUUGAAUUCAUCGCAGAGGAAGGGAGAAUAUACUUGCCACAAUGGUUGAUGAAAACUCUCGAGUUGGAUCCCGGCGACCUUCUUCAGGUUAAGUCCACAGAUCUCCCUCCCGGCAAGUUUAUCAAGCUCCAACCUCAGUCGCCCGCAUUCCUCGACAUCUCAGAUCCACGAGCCGUCCUCGAAAACGCAUUCCGCAAUUUCUCCUGUCUGACAAAGGGUGACAUCUUUACGUUCGAAUACAAUGAUCAGACGUACGAUAUUGCCGUACUGGAUAUCAAGCCAGACACAGAUUCGCACUCUAUCGUGACUAUGGAGACUGAUCUGGAAGUCGACUUUGCCACCCCCAUUGGAUACGUUCCUCCGGAGCGAACGAGUGGGACAAGCACACCUCGAAGUGGCGUGGGAAGGCCACACGGUGGACCAGUACAUUUCCAGGGAACCAUGGCACAAUCAAUCAAUUACGGAAGCAUAGCCCCUUCGUCAAAUACAGCUGCUGCCGGUGCUCGCGCUGUCUCCUCACAUUUCCUUUCGGAGGGCCAUAAGCUCAGUUCGAAGAAGGGAUCGAAAGCUCCCACACCCAAUGCAUCUACACCUGUAGGCGGAGUGUCCACGAAUGCCGCCAACCCUGCACCGCCGAGAAGAACAAAUGGACCCCAACCCUUGCGUCUGGCACCUGGAAAGCUGUUUUUUGGGUACGAAGUCAAACCGUUGCGCAAGCGGGACGAAAACGGGGAGCCCGUUGGCGGCGAUGAAGUGAAGCCUCAUUUUAAGGGACAGGGCCAGACGCUGCGCCAAAAGAAACGAGCUGGUGGUGGAGGGACAGACAGUGGAACAGCGAGCGGCGUGAAUAGUGACGCGGAGGGGAAAGCCAAGCCUAAGGGCACUGGACGGAGGUAG
This is a messenger RNA of Fonsecaea multimorphosa CBS 102226, 1143 nucleotides long. RefSeq lists its product as uncharacterized. Gene Ontology annotation, cellular component: VCP-NPL4-UFD1 AAA ATPase complex. Gene Ontology annotation, molecular function: polyubiquitin modification-dependent protein binding. The transcript has 2 exons. The record is from RefSeq and is a predicted model, not a curated record. Lineage: Eukaryota; Fungi; Ascomycota; Eurotiomycetes; Chaetothyriales; Herpotrichiellaceae. Bases 1 to 1143 code for a protein of 380 amino acids.